AUGAAAUGGAUGAUCGACGCAUCUUUUGCGGUGCAUCCAGAUUUCAAGAGCCAUACUGGCGGCACUCUGUCCUUUGGAAGAGGUGCAGCUCAAGUGAUGUCAAAGAAGCAAAAGCUAAACAACAGAAGCCGUACGGAAGCGGAACUGAUUGCUGUUGACAAUGUUAUCACAAUGAUACUAUGGACAAAGUUGUUCAAGGAGUGGCAAGGGUAUCCGAUCAAGAAGAAUAUCUUGUAUCAGGAUAACAAAAGCCCGAUUCUACUGGAAGAGAAUGGUCGCACGUGCACGGGCAAAAGAAGCCGGGCUUCAACAUUUGUUAUUUCUUUAUCACAGAUCAAGUUGAGAAAGGAAAUGUUAAGAUCGAAUACUGUCCAACUGACAAUAUGA
This is a messenger RNA of Cylindrotheca closterium, 387 nucleotides long. The record is from the annotation of a GenBank genome assembly. Lineage: Eukaryota; Bacillariophyta; Bacillariophyceae; Bacillariales; Bacillariaceae.